AUGGCCUGUCCCUUUGUCUGUCCCCGUGGGAAGCUGCGCUCCCUACCCCCAGGGCUGGCCACUGGGUUCCCCUCACCGAAGGUAGAAACAGGAGGAAGCAGCGAGCUCAUGAACUUCUACACCACCAGCUACAUGGUGGCCCACGUCUCCUUCUUGCUGUCACCAGGCCAGCCACGCUUCCGUCCCCGCCUCGGCCACCACACUGGGGCUGGCUUUGUGCCCAACAGCUGCUCAGCCCUCUCCUACCUGCUCUGCCCACGCAGCACGUCAGAGGCCUGCUGCCAGGACAUUGCCACCUCCACCACUACCAAGCAUUUCAAGCCCUUCUGGCUCCCUGAUGGCAGCAGCGUCCUGCCCCGACGUGUCCACCAGCCAGGGAGUGGCUACCUCCAGGAGUGUCCCCCUGCCUGCCUCUACACAGGGAGGCUGAGUCCUCAGCAUGCUGGGGUCCUCCAGGGCUCCCCCAAAACAUCCAGGGAGCAUGGUACUGAGAAACACCACACUGGGCCUGCCCAGCCAGGUGUGAGUUUGGGGGUGCUGGUGGCCAUGGGGCUAGCUCCAUCCCCAGGAGAAUUCCCAGGAGGGUUUGGGGGUGCUGGUGGCCAUGAGACCAGCUCCAUCCACAUGAGGGUUUGGGGGUGCUGGUGGCCAUGGGACCAGCUGCAGUCCUGGGAAGGUUUGGUGGUCCUGGGACUGGCUCCAUCCUCAGGAGGUCUUAGGGGUGCUGGUGGCCAUGAGACCACCUCUGACCCCAGGAGCAGUUGGGGCUGCCAGAGUGCCCUGCCAGGUAACUCUGAGACUGCCUCUGGGGCUGAGCUGGGGACAGGGGACAGUCCUGGGGGCUCCCCAUGGCCCCUGCCCCAUCUGCUCCCCACAGGCAUCCUUCAGAAGACGACCAUCGGUGCCAAGGAGCAGUCAGGCUUCACCAGGGCCAUCCCAGGGAGCAAUGCCAUCCUGCCAGCCCUGCCUGGCCAGCCUCUCGGUGUGAGUGUCACCAGGAUGGAUUAUGUGCCCUCUGUGCACAGCCAUGGCAGAGAGACUCUUGCAGCGCUGCCAGCAGGCUCUGAGAGAGGCAGUGGGUUCAGCAGGGAGGUGCCAGGCUCCCUGGGCACAGCAGUGAGUAGGAUCCCAUCCCACUGCCUGACCCCUCGUGUCCUCCUCGUCCUCAUGCCCAUUGCCCCCACACAGGGCUUGCAGGCACCUCGAGUGACCCUCUCCAGCCUCCUGGGACACCAAACGGUUGGCAGAAUGGUGGGUGGUGGCACGGCCCUGUCCCCACCCCUGCUCCCAUCCCUAUCCCUAUGCCCAUGCACUCAACCUACCUCCCUCCUCCAGGAGCCAUCAGGGUUCUCCACCAACUACAGCCAGAACAUCACCCUUGGCCCAGCCUUGUCCCCCACAGCACCAGCUCCUCCUUGUCGGGAUCCAUCCUGGACAGCGAGACCCAUGGGGGGCAUUCAGCCCCAGCGUCCCAGUGGCUUCAGCACCAACAACCACAGCACUGGGCUAGGGGGCACCGUCGGCCAUCUCCUGGCAUGACCUCCCCCCAGGUCCUGGCAGUAGCCCCCAGUAUUUUGUGUCCCACUCUCAGUCCCUGGAGAAAUA
Messenger RNA from Pogoniulus pusillus (Red-fronted tinkerbird), 1605 nucleotides. RefSeq names its product stabilizer of axonemal microtubules 4 (gene SAXO4). The coding region runs from base 1 to 1539 and encodes 512 amino acids. Gene Ontology annotation, molecular function: phosphatase binding. The record is from RefSeq and is a predicted model, not a curated record. The transcript is spliced from 7 exons. NCBI's taxonomy places the organism in Eukaryota, Metazoa, Chordata, Aves, Piciformes, Lybiidae.